AUGAAUAUAUGGACUAAAUGUUCCGGUCCCCAUGAAAUUGAGUCUUAUCAAUAUUUGCCUUCUUACCAUAGUCAAUGUAAAAGCUUGUUAUCGGCGUUCACUAAGAUUCCCCAUUAUGAAGAACAUAUCGUUGUUCAAAAUCUGCCUUUUUCAGUUGAUCCUAUUCUAUUGGAAUCAGAUUAUCAGCUUGUUUUACCACCAUUAGUUGCUGAUAAAUGCACGGUAUCACAACAAAAGUGUGAUUUCACAAACAUACUACAACGUGUAACCUCUCGUCGAAAAGAAAAACAUAAGGACCGGUUGAGACAAUGGCAUGAAAAGCUUUCGGAAAUUAGCCAGGAUAUUGAAAGCCAAGUAAAAGAAUGUUGUGAAACUACUGCUGACUUAUUAAAUACUAGCUGGGAAAGACAAAAUCAAAUAUUAAAUGCAAAUCAAUCUGAUGAACAUUUAUUGAACUUGGAAAUAUCUGAUUUAGACUGUAAAUGGAAUCAAGUUGAUCAUGAAUAUAUUCAACGUAGAAAUGAAAUUAAUCAUUUAGAAAAUCAAUUAUAUUCAAUUGAAAAUAAACGGAUUAAUCAAGUAAAACAGGAAUUUCAUGAAUUGACAGAUUAUUUAAGUAAAUAUUCACAUUUAACACCAAAUGAAUUACAAAUUGUAUUACAGAAAGAAAUAUUUACAAUUGAUAUUGAAUUAUUGGAAAAUCGUCGUGAAUUAGCUAAUCUAAUUAAAAAUCUUCAUCUUGCUGAAUUAAUGCAUCAUCGUUUUACUAAUCUUACAUGGUCUGAACAACGUAAUCGUUGGCAAAUCAUAAAUAUCAAUAAAGCUGUACAUAAUUUUCGAAUUUGUCUUAAUGAUGAGAAAUUCCGGUAUCCUAAUGAUGUCAAAAUAAAGAUAAAUGAUUUAACAACAAACAUAACUGAAUUUGAAAAGCGAAAAGAUAAUCUGAUCAAUGAAUUAUGUGAAAAUUUGGUACCAUCAAAUAAUAUGGAAGAAUUUCUAGAAAAUUGGGAUAUUAAAAUUAAACAGUUAUUUACUGAAUGGGAUGAAAUGAAUCAAAACGCUUUGAAUUCCAUAUACAAAGCUUAUGAAGAUAAUUCACAACAAUGUAUCGAUCAAAUCCAACAGAUGAAAAAUCAAUUGUUACAUCGUAAAUUGAUCAACUCAAUGGAUGAAAUUGAAAAUUUAAUUAAAGAAAAUUGUAUCACCAUUUUAGGUGAAUUACAAAGUCAAUUUGAAAAUAAUUUAAAUUAUCUUGAUCAUUGUUUCUCAUGGUGUUUAUCUAUAUGGUUAAAUGAAUGUAUUCCAUCAUUAUUAAAAUUUAGUCAAAUCCUAAUUCAAUUAUGGCAAUUCUAUGCUCAUCUACCUAUUGUUCAUUUAAAAAAUGAAUUAAAUUUUAAUUUACUUAAUAUAAAACAAGUAGUAUAUGAUGAAAUUUUAAAAAAAGAUGAAUUGAUUAAUUCAUUAAUUGAUUUAUUAAGACAAAGUUCAACAGAACAAAUAAUUAAUGAAAAAUUACAAGAAGUAAUUAAUUUAUUCAAUGAAAUUAGUGUAAAUUACAAAUCACUAUAUGAUAAACAAUUACAAUUUAUAGAUACAUAUGUAAAACAAAUAACCACGGUUAUCGAUUUAUGCGAAACUGCUAUUUGCCGAUUUUUCGGUGUAACCCAUUGUACAAAACAACAAUCUUUACAUUUGGAAAAAAAAAUAAAUCGUCAAACACCAAUCAAUAACAUAGUUACACUUGGAUUUGAAAAAUAUAUUUGUAUACAACAACCACAACCACCAUCACCAUUACCACCACAGCAACAACCAUCACCAUCACCACCACCACCACAACAACAACAACAACAACAAUUCGAUGGAAAUAUUUCUAAAUUCAAUCAUAUUUUCUAUUAUAUAAAACAUCAUGAUAUUUCUAUAGAUGAUUUAAUUAAAUUUUUACAAUCAGAAAUGAAAUCUAAUUCUACAUUGAAUAUAUUUAUUGAUUAUUUAAUUAAAAAUAUUCAAUUAACCGGUAUUAUCACUGGUAAUGAAAUGAAUUAUUUGAAUGAAAUCAAUAAUAAUUUAUCAAUUAAAUUCAUUAAAAAAUCAAUAAAAUCAGAGAAUACAAAAACUAAUGAUACUCAAUUAUUGAUUAUCAAUAAUAAUAAUAAUAAUAAUAAUAAUGAAAAUAAACCAAUUACUGUAAAUAAUUAUGUAACCGAUUAUAUUCAACCAAUUAAAAUUGAAAAAUGUUUAAAUCUAAUCAAACAUGUUAAAACAAUCGUUCGUAUAAAAAUAUUAGAAUAUUUGGAACAAUGGAAGAAUACAACCAUAUUAGCCGUAAAAGAGGAAGUUAUAGUUAGAAAAACUGAAAUAGACGAUGAAUAUCAACUGCAACUCAAACUGCAUGAACCACGUAUUCGUCGGGUGAAGGAAGAUGUAGCAAAUGUAAGAUUAACUGAAUUAGUUUUUCAUCAAACACGUAUUGAACGACAUAUAACCUCAGUGAAUUUAAUAUUGAAUGAAAUGAAAAUUAAUUCAACAAAAAGUUUAAUUGAAACAAUAAAUAAAUCUGAAGAACAAAUGAAUGAAGCAAUUCAACAAUCGAUUGAUUCAACCAUUAGUAAAGCAACAAAAUCAUCAACAUUAUUAUUAUUAAGAAAACGUAUAGAAAGCUUCGCUGAAUCUCAUACUCAAUGUGUACGUCAUGCAUUGAAAGAGUUUCGUCAAAAUUUUGAAAAUCAAAUACAAACUUUAAACAAUUCCAAUUUAAAAUUGAUUGAAUCAUUAGAACUUUUUAUUGAUGGAGGCAAUUUUUCAACUAUUGAAGCCAAAAAAUACACAAUCACAUUAAAUCAAUUAAGUAGAACAAUUCAAUUAUUUGAAGAGGAAAUUAUUGGUCAUAUAGAAUCCAUUGAAAAAGAACGUCAAUUAAUAACCGAUAAUAAAUUGAAACAAUUUGACACUUAUUUAAAACCAUAUUUAGCUGAUGUUAUUUAUAUGGAGAAUAUGAUACGUUGUAUAACCAAUACACAAGUACAAAUCAAAGCACAAACUGAAGAUAGUUCAAGUCAAUCAAAAUUAUUAAUCGGUCAAAUUGAACAAUUUCAAUGUUUAUUAAAAUCGCUUAAUGAAACAAAUCAAAUUCUAUCAAAUACAUUAUUGAAUAUAACAUUAGCUACUACUACCAAUACUACUACUACUAAUACUAAUAAUAAUAAUAAUAAUAAUACAUUACAACAAUUAAAUAUGGAGGAGAGAAUCAUGCAAAAAGAUUUAAGUAAUAAAGCAAUUGAAUUACUGACUAGAAUUUGUAUCAAUGCAUCAGAUCGUUGUGUAUUUUUAAAUUGUCUACGUAGUCAAUAUGUCAAUGAGGAUUAUGUUGCAACAACUGAUCCAAAUGAAUUAUCCUAUGAGAAUAUAAUUGGAAAUAAUAAAGAUAAUUUAACAUUGAAUAAAACAAAACUACAAUCGGUAUCACAAAAUCCUUCCAUAAAUAUUCAUUCCAUUAAAACUGAACAAAUCAAACAACCAACUAAUCAAUCAUCAUCAUUAUUAUUAACUAAUAUGAAUAUACAAAAUGCAUUACAAAUUAGUCGACCAGGACGAUUAUUCACUGAUGAUUCAUGUAUUCAACUUGUACAAAAUAUAUUCAAUGAACACAAUUCAAUUGAUGAGAAUAAUACGGAGAAAAUGAAAAAUAUUACACCAAAUCAAUUGAUUGACAAUACGUCUAAACGUAAUGAUGAUAAAUCAUAUGAAUCGACUAAUUUGAAUAAUAAUAACAACAAUAAACAAGUAUUAUUGGAUGAUAAUCAAAAAUUAGAAACACUCCCAGUUAAUACAUCAAUAAAAAGUCAUCGAGGUAAACGUGAGAUGAAUAGUUCAACCACAAAUGGAAUUGUACCUAAAACUAAUAGACGGAAGAAAAAUAUACCACAUGCAACUACAAAUAAGACAGUUGUAAAACAUAAUCGACCUCAAGCAUAUUAUGAUGUAUUCGGUAAAGAUGUAACAUCUUUAGGAGAUUCUGCUGAAAUUUCUAAUUCAAAUAUGAAACAAAUCAAUAUUGAACAAGUAACAUAUGUUGGUCGUAUUCAAAAAAUAUGUCGUGAAAAUCUUCAUAAUGCAUUACAUUUAUCUGAAAAUUAUUAUCGACAAAAAGGUAUUCGACAGCCAACACAUCCAGAUUUUAUCAAGUCCACAUUUGAUGAUGCUGCUAAUACUAUUGUUACAAAUUUAAAAACACUAUUCACUGAAGCAGAAUUAUAUCGUAAUUCAUGCGUAAAAGAAUUUUCUGAACAAUUGGAUAACAUUGAACAAUUAGCAAGUCAAUUACCAUGUUUAUUAUUUGAACAAAUAGUUAAUGAAAUUAAAUUGUAUAUAUUACAAGAGAUGAAUAUCCAUCAGAAUAGAAUACAAUUUGAUUUAAAUCAAUUAAAUGAAUUACGUAUGAAAUAUAAUAAUCAACUUCGAUUAGAAUUAUGUAAUUUAAAAAAUCAAUAUCAAUUAAUGAUUUUAUUAAAACAAGAAAAUGAACGUCAAUUAAAUUUUAUUAAAUUAUUAAAUAAAUUAAAAACAAUUAAAUUACAAAUUAUUCAUAAAGGUAGACAAUUAUUUAAUCAACGUUUAUCUUAUUUAACCGAUUAUUUAUUUAUUCGAUUAGAUAGUUUAAUUGGAUCAGAUCAAAUUGAUCAUUCAGACAAUAAUCAUGAUUCUACUAAACCAAAGAAAUUAAUGAUUCAUAUAUUAGAUAAAUCAUUAACUCAUUUAAAUGAUAAUCAAAUAUCUACAAAUGCUAAAGAAGAUCUAGAUCGUGGUAAACGAACAUGGGAAGGUGUCAAAUUCUCUGAACUUAUGAUACAAACAAAUGAUCAUUUGGAAUCAAUGAACAAUUUAACAAAAUUCAAUUUAAACAAACCAUUAAAACAAGAAAAACAAUCCAUGUUAAAAAGUUCACGUAACACUUUCAAUAAUAAUUCUACAGAAUUACAUAAUACUAAUCAAGAUGAUAAUUAUUGUAUAGUUAGUGCUAAAACUACAAAAGCUCAUAUGUCCACAUUAAAAUAUCGUGAUAUUGCUGUUGUGGAGUUUCGUUUAUUUACUCAAAAUUUAUUAGAAUUAAUAGAAAUGGAAUUUAUUCAUUCAAUGAAAGAUAAUGAUAAACAUAAACAACAAUGGAUAGAAAGUGUAAAUCUUUUUAAUAAAACUUAA
Molecule: messenger RNA, 5196 nt
Organism: Schistosoma bovis
Lineage: Eukaryota; Metazoa; Platyhelminthes; Trematoda; Strigeidida; Schistosomatidae
Source: the annotation of a GenBank genome assembly